AUGGCGGCGAGGCCCGAGGACGUGGACAUCGCCGCGUCCGCCGCGCGGGGCUCCUCCCCGCCGGAAGACCGCCGCGGGUUCGUCUACCGCGCUUGCUUCUUCCUCGGGGCGGGAAUCCUUUUUCCUUGGAACAGUUACAUCACCGCGGUGGACUACUUCGAGCGCGUGCACCCGGGGAAGCACGUGGACAGGGUGUUCGGAGUGCUCUACUUCCUGCCCAACCUGCUCAUGCUCGUGCUCGUCCUGCGGUUCGGCAACCUCGUCCCUCCCAGCGUUCGCGUCAGGCUCGGGUUCUCCCUGUUCCUUCUCUGCCUCCUCGUCCCCGCGUUCACGUCCAACCUCGGCAUCCUCUGCGCGGGCAUCGCCCUCAACGGCGUGGCGGACGCGCUGGCGCAGGGGUCCCUCUUCGCCCAGGUCGCGUCCAUGCCGGAGACGUACACGCAAGCGCUCAUGGCCGGCACGUCGCUGUCCGGUCUCAUCGUCAGCGUCCUCCGCGUCGUCACCAAGGCUUCGUUCCCGGCAACCGACUCGGGCGCGGCGGCGAGCGCGUCGGUGUACUUUGUGUGUGCCGCGCUCUGGGUGCUGGCGUGCCUGUACCUGUACGGCGAGUUGGAGAGGUCGGAGGUUUUCCGGUGGCACGUCGCGCGGGCGGCGCGGGCCAGACGCGCGGGGGAGGCGGCGGCGGCGGGGGCGGGGGAGGUCGGGGAAGAACGGGCGGCGGGCACCACGCUUCGGGACGCGGCGGCGAUCGCGUCGCGGGUCAGGUACCACGCGUUUGCGGUGGCGAUUACGUACGUCGUCACCCUCAGCAUCUUCCCCGGGGUGCUCGCGGAGGACCUGAGGGACGAUUCGAUGGGUGACUGGUUCCCCGUCGCGCUCAUCGCCGCGUUCAACCUGGCGGACGUGCUCGGGAAGUGCGUCCCCGGGGUGUUCCCGGCGGCGGCGACCGCGUUUAGUCCGCGGACGACGGCGGGGAUGGCGGCGGCGCGCGUGCUGUUCGUGCCGGCGUUCACGAUCGUCGCGCGAUGGUCCGACGGAUCGUCCGGUGGCGGCGUGGUGGCGCCCGGGGUUGCGCUCACGCUCGCGCUCGGGGUGACUAACGGUUGGUACAGCGCGAGCGUGAUGAUGACGGCGCCCAAGGCGGUGAGCGCGGCGGAGUGCGAGGCGUGCGGGACGAUCAUGGUGUUUUUCUUGUUGUCGGGGCUCACGGCGGGCGCGUUCUGCGGAUGGCUGUGGCUGGUGUGA
Messenger RNA from Micromonas commoda, 1245 nucleotides. RefSeq names its product equilibrative nucleoside transporter family. Gene Ontology annotation, biological process: nucleoside transmembrane transport. The record is from RefSeq and is a predicted model, not a curated record. The transcript has 2 exons. NCBI's taxonomy places the organism in Eukaryota, Viridiplantae, Chlorophyta, Mamiellophyceae, Mamiellales, Mamiellaceae. The coding region runs from base 1 to 1245 and encodes 414 amino acids. Gene Ontology annotation, molecular function: nucleoside transmembrane transporter activity. Gene Ontology annotation, cellular component: plasma membrane.